CGGGGUGCGUUGGGUGUCUGUCAGCGCAGAUCUGUCUUUCUUAUUUCCGUUAAGGGAGAUUUACGGCCCCUUCUGCGCCUGACGCCGUGGACCGGCUGGGGAGGGAGGUAGCGGUGACGACUGGCAGUGCGCACAGCAGAGAGAGGCUGACUUUCAAGGGGCAGGCAGAGUCUGCGGGCAGGAAACAGUUCUUCAACAGAGCCCAAAUGCAAAGCCUGGGAAUUGUAAAGUUGUAGUUUAUCACAAACAAAAGGGGGAGUGUCGCUGGUGGAGCGAGACGCGCCUGGAUUUCUAUUCCAGGGGCCGCUGGACCAGGCUUUAGCGCAUGUAGAGGAGGAGGGAGGAGGAGGAGGAGGGAGGUGGAGGGGGAGUGAGCGAGUACGUUUCACAGGAUCCAGGCCUAGUAGUACUGCCGCCGGGACUCUCCUCAUCCGCUUUCAAAAAAUCGGAAAUUAGCACAUUUAGACGCCAAAAUGAACGGGUUGGGGGUCAGCUUUGCGGUGGCCGACAACGGAAUGGAGGAUACGAUGCCAGCAUGAGUGGGCCUCAUCCAGGCCCUAGGAGGAGGACCCAUCAGUCCAGUUGCCCUUUGACCCCUGUUUAUGACCAGUCUACCCACUCUUGUUCCUCAAGACACCAUGACCACAAGAUCGGCCUAACCAUGUCUGCUGCUGCCUCCUCCCUUAAACAUGCUCCAGUCUAUGGAUUUUCUCAAAGGGACCACCCCUCCUCCUCCCCUCCCUCAUCCUAUAGUCCUCUCAGGAGGCUUCAACAUCUCACCACCAUGGUGAGCCAGCCUGACCUGGUCCUGCCAGUGAGGGAGCCAGAGAGAAGCUGGGAAUGGGGGACACUGAAAAAGGACAGAGAAACGAUGGAGAGGGACCUCCAUGCUGAUUGCACUAGUAGAGGUUAUUCUGGCAGCCAGAAUAUGAACCGGGAGGAGAAUGUCGGUAAUUCUUCUGCUGGACAAAAACAAGCCGAAGUCCAAACUGGAUGUAGAGAUGCACCAGAAGGCAAUAAUAGCGAACAUGUUGGCUCAGAAAAAAAGGCAGAAGGUUGUUUCUCAGGCCCACCUAGCCCAGCCUUUUCCCUCGAUAGCAACAGCCCUUUCACCAAUGGCUUCCUCCACUUUGAAUCCUCUUUAUUUGAAGAUGAUGACAAUGAAGAAGUGCGAGAAGUCAGAUCACCUAUGAAGGACUCGCAGGAUAAACAUCAGAGUACUGGCAAUGUCCUUCAGUCUGCUCCUCAAGACUUAAAUUCAAACCCUAAGGAUGCAAACAUGUUGUCGGCCAAGGUCAUUACACGGUCUCAGUCCUCGGGUCAACGCAGGAGAUACUGGGAUUGUUCGGAUGAUGAGUGGGAGAGUGAUACAGAGCUGUUCUUGUUUGGGGAUAGUCCAUCACGACAUUCAAUGAACAGCCAGAAGAAAAGGGCUUUGCCACCUGUGAAGUUUUUAGAGGGUGAAGUUGUUUGGGCAAAGUUCGGCCGAAGACCGUGGUGGCCCUGUGAGGUGAUCACCGACCCUGUACAGGGAAUGUAUCACAAAGUGAAAGAGCCCAGCGAUCGUCCAUGUCGCCUCUACUAUGUCAGGACCUUUGGGGAACCCAUGGAGUUUGUGUGGGUGGAGGAAAAAGCCACUCAUAUUUUUCAUGGAGGAGCAGAAUUUGAACAGCUCCCCCUAAGGCGUGGGAGGGGGAAGCAACGGGAGCAGAGCUGCAAACACACUAUUGCUAAACGUUUUCAGGGCCCUUGGGAAUCCAGUGUGGCAGAAGCUGAAUCUGUUCUCCGAGACAGACUAAAAACCGCUUCCUCCAUUUAUUCUUCCUUAAAUGAUACCUUCCAUAACAGUUGCACACCAGAGAGCGAGAUCAAGGCCCAACCAACAUUUCCUUCCUCCACUUCACCAGAGACAACGCACCUGACAAAUGGAUCUAUUUUAUCCCCAGCUAUUUCAACCCCAAUAAAAACUCCAACAAAACCAAGCACUUUAAAGAAACCAUCUGGCAAGAAGAAGCCAAAUAAAUCAUCAAAGGAAAAGAGUAGUAAAAACUCUAAAAAGAAUAGCCCUGACCAGUCAAAUAGGGACAAUGGGGAGUGCCCAUAUUCUGACCUGGACACAGUGCCUAAGAUUCUGUGUCCUAAAGCACUUGAGCGCCAGACUAAGCUAGUUCUGAAUCAGCCGUCUGCUGCAGUUGUAAAGGAAGUGAAGAAGCAGCCACCAGAGUUUCAGAGCGGCCUUUGGUUCAGUAAAUCAAGCAAAGAGAGGCGACCGAAAACAACCAGUCCAAUGCCGGACCGUACUCUCUUUAGUAAAGUGCCCUGUAAGAAAAAGAGCUCAUCCCUUAGUAAAAAGAUUAUGGUUCCCAAUGUCUCCACUAAUGGUGGACCCAGCGACCAACCAGAAAUGUUGGACAAACAUAAAACUGUGGUACCCGCUGAAGCAAAUCUAUCCCUUGAAGAUCCGGGACAAGUGACAUGCAAAAGCACCCUGGUAGCUAUUAGACCUUUCGGUACCCCUGUCAGUCUUGCUGACCAGUCUGAGUUGCCAGACAAGCAGAGGCCCUUGGUCUUGGUUGAGACUUCUGUGCUUCCUGACAAGUGUCAACCCUCAAAGCAUGGGCAGAUCCACAGCGAUACAACGGACACUGUUACUGGUAUGCCAUCCGAACAGUGUGGUAGCUUAGAUGUUAAAACGACGUUAGAGGCCAGUCUGGAAGAUGGUUUCAAUAACCAAUCCAUGACCAACCCAGAUAAAGUUAAAAGUCUCAUACAAACAGACGAUCCUCAUGUGAUUUCUAAUAAAAAGGUCAAUGUAGUUGACAGGUUGUCUGACCAUGCAGAAGAAGAAAAUAACAUGACUCAAUUGUCAAAUUUAAUUUCUGACACUAGUGAUGCAUUAUCAAAACUAGAAAAGCAGACAAGUUUAGUUUCUGAAAGUCAGCUUUCUUUUGUCAAACUGUCACGCAAAGACAUAAAAAGAAAGAAAGUUGUUAACUCUAGUGCAACUAUUAGUCCCAUUUCAAAACCUGGUUUUACAAAGAAUGAAAAGAAAAGAAAAGACAAAAAAUCAAAUGAAACGUCGUCUAAGCAGUCACACUGUGUGGCUGGCAAGACAGGUGUGUCGAAAGAUCAGGCAGAAUCCAUAAAGGUCUCAGUUAAAAAUUUAAAGGCAAACAGUCGGCCUGGAAUACUUCUUCUCACGUCUAAAUCUACAGAAAGUAAAACGGCUUCCACUGAUGAACUAGGUAGCCAAGAAACAGAGAAAACACCAGUCUCAAAUGUAACUUGCUCACCGUUGGAUCACUCAGACACGUCCGAAGUUAAGAAGACCCCAUCCUCUUUACAAACAAGAAUGUCUUCUGAUCUGUUAGGCAGCUCAGAGCAGAGAGAUACUUCUGCCUCUAACACAGCUUUGAAUACAACUCAGUCUUCUUCUGGACACAGACAUUCAAUUUCUAGGAAUGCCCAUGUUUCCUCUCGGAAACCUAAGAAAAUAGGCAAGUAUAAGCAAAUUUCAAAUCAAAUGUUACUUCAUCAGCCAGCCCACCUCCCUGCAAGCAGUCGGCUGAUGACCAGAGCCUUGAAGGCCAUGAAGGAGGCAGAGCAGAGGAAGCAGGAAAAAAAGAAAAAAAAGGAGUCCAAGCCAAAAGUAUUAAAUCCAUUAAGAAAAGAAGAGGAUGCUGUUUGUCACUCUGCACCUAACAAACCGGACUGCACUAAAUCAAAAUCCUUUAAACCUCAAAAUACUGGUGGUGAGAAUGAUCCGAACACCUUGUCCAACUGUAGCACCCCCUCUUUGAUGCAGUCUGAUUCAGCUGACAUUGAAAUUGUUGUCAAGAGCGAAGACGAAGACCUCUCAAUAUCCUCAACUCCACCGAUGGACUUUAUACCGCUUACGUCCAAGGUCAUGGCAAAGAAUGAUCCACUUGCUGAUAUGUGCUCCACUUCUUCUCUUUCAGCACCUUUUUCUUUUAUGAAUGCCUUUAAAAAUGUCAAAGAGGUAUCCUUCCAAUCCCUGACAAAUGAGGGCAAUGGUAAACCAAUGUCUUUCAAACCAGACACAAACUACAAAUUCAGCACCUUUCUUAUGAUUCUAAAAGACUUGCAUGACACUAGGGAACGAGAGGGGGCCCCUUUGGAGCUGGAGAUUGGGCCACCAAGUGCACAUGUAAAGGAGGAGCCUUUAGUGAUGCCUGGAGAAACUGAACCUGCAAUCCAAAAUGAACAAGAUGAACCUGUUAGUAUUUCAAAUUCAAGUAUGGACAAAAUCAUAAUCCCAAAAAAUGUAAACAGUCCAAAUAAGAUCUCAAAAAGGUCCUAUAGCAGAAGAGGGAGCUCUACUGGGGUGAAAAAGAAAGUCAACCGCAAAGUGCCUUCUCGUCCCGCCCGGUCUGGACCUGGCUUCCCAGGAAUGGAGUUUUUGCCCGAAGCUGCAUCCCUACCAAUAGUGGAUUCUUCCUCAGGAGUGGAUUGCUCAUCAGGAGUACAGUCCCUUUUGGAUAUGCAGGCUGGAAUCUGGGAAAGGCCGGCUGGUGGUGACAGCGUGGUUUGGGAAGAGGAGGAAGGCAGGUGGAGCAGACUACAUGAGGAUCUUCAAAAAGCUGUGUCCUUGGAGCAGCGGGGGUCCGACACUAGACUACACCUGGGACAGCCAAAUGGUCUUGUUAAAAACUGCACCGAGAAUAACCCAAGCUCGAUGCACAACACUGAAGGAGACAAAACUCAAACAACACAUAAACGAAUAAGAAAACCAAGCAAGAGGCUGAUUGAAUGGACUGAAGAGUACGAUCAAAUUUUCUCCACAAGGAAGAAAUCCAAAAAGCCUCUCCAGUCGAUUGGAAAGGCAGCCCAACCCAUUACCUCUCUGCCUCCCCUGGGGCCAGACCAGAACAUCCACGAACACUCAACCUUGAACCUGCUUCCCGAAGUACAGACGCCGCCGCCUGAUCACAUUGCUGUUCCCACAAUACCCUCUGAACUCAACGUUUCUAGCACUGAAAACACAUCUCCCCAAGAUGCACCAGCGCUUUCCAUAGACACACUAACUCCUCCUCCUGAAGUUGAGCUUUCGCUGUCAGAAAGCUUCAUCAGAGACAACGGAAAUGCUCCACAGCUGGAGAAGAAACGGAAGAGGAAACCCACUCAGAAGAUCCUGGAGUACUGUCUGGAGGCAGAGGCUUCAUCAGCCCCCAAGAAGAAGGUCAAAACACUGAAGAGCAAUUUAAAUCCUGCUCCUCAAGCAGCUGCUGCCAAAACAUCCGUCUUGAAUCCAGAGUUAGGGCAGCCAUCUUUAAAGUCGAGGAGUAAGCACCUCACAGCAUCCGCCUCCAAGCCGACAGCCCCGGAGGUUCUAACUUGUACCGCCACGGCCACCGCACAUCCUCACAAUGACACCGGUCCCAGCUCUCCUGUCACCACCACUCCUGUACCAGCUCCACCUGAACCUGAGCAGGUGGAGACAGAGUCAAAAGAUGUAAAUGCCCCUGAACCAGAGGACAGCAAGAGUCAUGAGCUCCAGAAGGACACAUCAGAGCUAGAGGGUGACCCAUCUAGCUUGGAUCCCAGCUUCCCCUCCGUUAAGGAUGACGUGUCGCUUUGUGAUGAUGCACUUUCACCUGCAAGGAAGAUCAUAGGGGACCGAGGAGGUCCUGCAUCUAUGAAGGAGAACAUAUGUCAGGUGUGUGAGAAGACAGGGGAGCUGCUGCUCUGUGAGGGUCAGUGCUGUGGAGCCUUUCAUCUUCCCUGCAUCUCUCUGGCUGAGGCUCCAAAAGGAAAGUUUGUCUGUCCCGAGUGUAAAUCAGGCAUCCAUACCUGCUUCGUAUGUAAAAAACGCAGUGAGGAUGUGCGACGCUGCAUGAUCCCUGUGUGUGGUAAGUUUUACCAUGGGGAGUGCAUCACCAACUAUGCCCCUACUGCACCUGUGAACCGAAGCUUCCGCUGCUCCAUCCACGUCUGUCUCACCUGCUUCAUCGCCAACCCCAACAGCUCAUCCAUCUCUAAAGGUCGCCUGGUGCGGUGUGUGCGCUGCCCUGUAGCCUAUCAUGCUACAGACCUGUGCAUGGCAGCAGGCAGCGUUAUCCUCUCCAACAACAGCAUUAUCUGUCCCAAUCACUUCACCCCUCGACGUGGCGUCAAGAACCACGAACACGUCAAUGUCAGCUGGUGCUUUGUCUGCACAGAAGGGGGAAGUCUGCUGUGCUGUGAGUCCUGUCCUGCUGCCUUUCACCGAGAGUGUCUGAACAUUGAGAUGCCUAAAGGCAGCUGGUACUGCAACGACUGCAAGGCUGGGAAGAAACCUCGCUACAAGGACAUCCUCUGGGUGAAGGUUGGGCGCUACAGGUGGUGGCCAGCAGAGGUCAGCCAUCCCAAAACAAUCCCAGAGAACAUUCAGCGGAUGAGGCACGAUGUUGGGGAGUUCCCUGUUCACUUCUUUGGCUCCAACGACUACCUGUGGACCUACCAGGCCAGAGUUUUCCCUUAUAUGGAUGUGGAUGCCAACAGCAAAGAGAAGAUGGGAAAAGGCGUCGAUGCCAUCUACAAAAAAGCAUUGGAGGAGGCAGCCGUGCGGUUUCGUGAGCUGCAAGCAGAGAAGGAGCUUCGACAACUUCAGGAGGACAGGAAGAAUGACAGGAAGCCUCCUCCAUACAAACAUAUCAAGAUGAAUAGACCAAUUGGAAAGGUUCAGAUCUUUACAGCUGACCUAUCAGAGAUCCCACGCUGUAACUGUAAGGCGACAGAUGAGAGCCCGUGUGGGAUGGACUCAGAGUGCAUCAAUCGCAUGCUGCUUUACGAAUGUCAUCCACAGGUUUGCCCGGCGGGUGAACGGUGCCUCAACCAGGCAUUCACCAAGCGUCAGUACAGCCAGGUGGAAAUAUUCAGGACCCUGUCCCGAGGCUGGGGCCUUAGAUGUGUCCAUGACAUCAAGAAGGGUCAUUUUGUGAGUGAGUAUGUUGGGGAGGUGAUCGAUGAGGAGGACUGCAGGUCAAGGAUCAGACACGCACAGGAACAUGACAUCUGUAACUUCUACAUGCUAACUCUGGACAAGGACCGGAUCAUUGAUGCUGGACCAAAGGGGAACGAGGCUCGCUUUAUGAACCACAGCUGUCAGCCAAACUGUGAGACCCAGAAGUGGACUGUGAGCGGGGACACCCGAGUGGGACUGUUUGCGCUCAUCGACAUUCCUGCAGGCACGGAGCUCACCUUCAACUACAACCUAGAGUGUUUAGGAAAUGGAAAAACAGUCUGUAAGUGUGGAGCAUCAAACUGCAGUGGCUUCCUGGGCGUCAGGCCAAAGAACAACCCUCCAUCCGAAGACAAAGGUCGGAAGUCGAAGAGAAGAGGCCACGGCAAGCGGAAGAAAAAGGUGGUUGUCACCAAAGAAAGAGAGGACGAGUGUUUCAGCUGUGGCGAUGGAGGACAGAUGGUUUCUUGUAAAAGACCUGGAUGUCCUAAGGUUUACCAUGCUGAUUGUCUGAACCUUACCAAGAGGCCUGCAGGUCGUUGGGAAUGUCCAUGGCACCAAUGUGACAUAUGUGGUAAGGAAGCAGCGUCUUUCUGCGAGAUGUGUCCCAGUUCCUACUGUUGCCAGCACCGCGACGGCCUGCUCUUCAUCUCCAAGCUGGACGGGAAGCUGUCCUGCAGUGAACACGACCCCUGUGGGCCUGAACCACUGGAGCCAGGUGAAAUCCGGGAGUACACACCCGAACCCAGCUCCAUGACGUCAGGACUGGGCAUGGCAAUCAUCCCGCCUUCUGCUUCUAACACUACCACCAGUUUAAACCCAGCCACCAGGACGGGGCAGGAUAUCAGCGCUGGCGCUGGCAUGUGUGCUUCUGAGUCAUUUCCUGCCUUUUCCAUCCCGGUACCUAUCACCAUUCCUGCUGCAUCGCCUCCUCGCACCAGCUCUGAUCCUCCCAGCAGCCCACAUAUGUUCGACCUUCCACACUACUCACCCAUCUCCUCAUAUGAGGAGGAAAGGGAUAUCUUAGAUGAUGAUGAGGAGGAGGAGGAGGAAGAGGAGCUGUUGGCAGAAGAGGAGGAGGAUUUAGUAGAAGAAGGUGAGGUGGAUAGGCACAAAUCAGAUCGUCACAAAGAGGAUGGAGAAGCAUCAACAGAUGAGACAGGGCUGGAAUACUUGGAGAUCAAAGAAGAGGAGGAAGAUGAAACUGAGGAGGAGGACGACGAGUGACAUACAGUGCAUUAUUAUUUACAGUGACACUGGAUAUGGAGGCAGAACAAAUCAUGUAAAAACUAAACAAUAAUCACACUACACAGGUGAUUCAGCUUGUCCAGUGAGCGAAUGGAUGUGUGGAAGAAUUUGCAGGACAAAACUAAAUCAGUAUAGAAGUUUAUAAAUUAAAAAAUAAACAGCAUAAAUACUGUAUGGACUAACAUGUACAUAAACAGACAUUACACUAUUUAUUAUUGAUUUACAUUUGUACUAUUGAUCAUUCCAUAUUAACGGACCUCGGCAGCGCCUGCUUUAGAGACGGUCACUUUACCCACACUGGUCGGACUUUCAUAACAAAUGUGACAAAACUGUCUAGGACUGCAACAUAAAGCUCGUUAUUUACACACCAGUUUCAUUCAUGUUUGACAUUUUGGCCAUUUUUGCCUGCUACUUUGUUUUGGUAUUUUUUGGUAGUAGUUCAGUGUCAUAUAUGGUGCACCAGCAAGUUGGAGACCUUUUAUUGUGUUUCUACACUGACGCUUCCUGUUAGAGUGGGGCUACACUCCUCCGUGAGACACAUUACCCCACUUAAACCUCUCCAGGGUUUGGUUGUCCUUUCAGACAUGAAAGAUUCAAUGUGACACAACUGAAAUCAGCUUUAUCCAGUCCUGAUUGCCUGACGCACAGGAGUUGUUCCAUCCACUUACUCCAGUCUUGCCUCCAUCUCCAGUUCUUCACGCCUCCGAUCAUUAGAUGGUGCGUCGACAUCUGAAUUCUUCAGGAUCAGACCAUCUAUGAAAAUGUGAAUGCGCCAGAUGAUUGGCUACCUGGCGUAACCCAUCACUACAACUUUGUGGUUAUCAUACAGAUGUUUAAAUGGAUGCAGUCAAACACAAACUAACUGUUUUGCAAACUGAUAUAUUUAGUGUUGGGCUCAGAAUAAUCAUGUCAGGGUGGGAAAGACAGAAAGGAAGUAUUGGCCAUCAGUGGAAAAACUGUCUAAGCGCCUGAAGCUGGUGCAGUAAAAAGAGCAACACUAAACACUCAGUGUUUCCCCUGUGGCUGCUAUGAGUCUGGAUGCAGAGCGACUACAAUGUUUUCUCUAGUGUUUAUGCUGUUUAUAUUCUUCUCUGUUACGCACAAACGAUGACGGUGGUGGAGAGUUGGGGUCAUCGCAUUCCCUCUCCUCUAUCUAUUGAGGGGGAACGAGUCUUCAACUGAACAAUGAAAAUGAAGGACCCCUGCCAUGAUGCUUGCACUUCAGUAUGUGUUUUUUGCCAUGUGUGUUUCGCUGUCUUCACGCCUAUAUUAUUGUCUGUGUGUUAUCUGCCAAGGCCUUAGUGUAUUUCAUUGGAGAUAUUUUUAAGGAAUGGUUUGGUGCCCGUGAGAGAGAACAUUUCCCUAGUGAUGCCUUUUUACAGUUGCCCAAUAAGACGUGUUUCAUUCCAGUUUAAUUAUGACCUGUUAGAUAUCAGCCAUUGACCUGUUCAAACAACUGCUAUAUAAAUAUAUAAGAAUAAGUCAAAAUAA
Betta splendens (Siamese fighting fish) is the source of this 9700-nucleotide messenger RNA. RefSeq names its product nuclear receptor binding SET domain protein 1b (gene nsd1b). Gene Ontology annotation, cellular component: nucleus; chromatin. Gene Ontology annotation, molecular function: histone H3K36 methyltransferase activity; protein binding. Bases 536 to 8188 code for a protein of 2550 amino acids. The transcript is spliced from 24 exons. Lineage: Eukaryota; Metazoa; Chordata; Actinopteri; Anabantiformes; Osphronemidae. The record is from RefSeq and is a predicted model, not a curated record. Gene Ontology annotation, biological process: regulation of DNA-templated transcription.